CUUCGACUCCAACUGUUAUUUAGACAAGAACAAAAACAUUAAUUAAAAUUUAAAAGUUCAAAUGAAUAUUAUCUCGUGAUAAAAUAGUUAUGAAAAUGGAAGGCUUGUCACUGCAGGCAAUGACCAACAGAACGAAAGCCCUGAUGCGCCAAAAGGUGGAUAAACGUGCCCAUGAGCAACGUAGAAAUAUAUUGUACCUCAUUGCCGAAUUUCUGGGUCAGCAAGGAUUGUUCAAGUCGUUAGAAGCCCUGACCGAGGAAGGCCAGAUCUCGGAAAACUUCGAGAUCUGUGAUAACAUCGACCUUGAAAUAAUAUUUCAAGAUUACGUAAACUUUUAUCAAUCGAGGUUCAACAGGCCGCCUCAAAUAUGUAAACGCGUGGAAAGUCAUUUGUUAAAGGAUACUCAACCGAAAGCUACCGCUACCCCGAAAGACAACAAAACGAAAGCAAAAACUAAGACUUUUCCCAUCGAGGAAGAUCUUUCCGGGCUCGACACUUCGUCGUGUCAGAGCAUCGACGCGUUUUCUCUGAGUAUUUUACCACUUACGGAGAAGCGGAAAAAUAAUUGGCGGUCUAGCGAUAAUACGACGAAACCUGUUUUCGGUAAUGAAAAAGUUCUACGGCCUCUGGCUAAUUUGUAUCCAAGCGGUUCGGAAUGGAGAGAAAUCGCUGAAACCAUAACGCAGGACAUUGUGAUGACGAAUUUGAACGUUCAUUGGGAUGACGUACAUGGAUUGGAAGAUUGCAAAGAAUUGCUGAAAGAAGCGGUUGUUUUCCCAACCAAAUAUCCUGAACUAUUCACGGAAUUGUUCACACCUUGGAAAGGGAUACUCCUUUAUGGCCCACCUGGAACCGGUAAAACGAUGCUGGCUAAAUCCGUGGCAACCGAGUGCGAUUUUACGUUUUUCAAUAUAACGGCAAGUUCCCUCGUGAGUAAAUGGCGAGGUGAUUCAGAAAAAUACGUCCGGGUUUUGUUCGAACUGGCCAAUUAUCAUGCACCAUCAAUUAUUUUCAUCGAUGAAAUCGACUGGAUUGCAGCCGGAGAUGGAGCUUCCUGUUCCGAUAGAUCCGAACCAGCGAGACGUUUCAGGGCCGAGCUUCUCUCCAGGCUCGAUGGUCUCAAAUCCGUUGAUGAUUCUCAUGUUAUUUUAUUGGCUGCUACGAAUGCUCCGUGGAAUUUGGAUUCUGCGUUGCUGAGACGAUUGGAAAAUCACGUCCAGGUGGACGUGCCGAACGAAGCCGUGCGUCGAGAAAUAUUGGAAAUAUACACGGCUAAAAGACUUCACAACACGAUGGCAUUUGCAAACGUGAUUGAAAAGACUAAAGGAUAUUCGAGUGCGGAUCUCAAACGUCUUUGCAAGGAAGCUUGGAUGCUACAGAUGCGACCGGUAUGGUCCAAACUGGAGAACGGAUUGACGACGAAUGUCAACGAAUGGAUGAUCAAAGCUAGCACAAUCGAAGAUUGUUCGCUACUUGCUGAAGCUACCAACAAUAUUCUGUGCACAGCUAAUCACCUCAAAGAAAAAUAUGAGAAUUGGAAAAAAACUCUAGGAGUGCCGAUCUAAUGCUAACAAUUAUCAAUUGCGAAGAUAUAAGAACGAUUUUUUAAUUUUCUUUUGAACAAAUGAAAUUUUAACGACGAUCUUUUCUUACAAAUAAAGAAAUCCGUAUAAGAAUAA
This is a messenger RNA of Venturia canescens, 1679 nucleotides long. Its product is annotated as katanin p60 ATPase-containing subunit A-like 2. Bases 90 to 1565 code for a protein of 491 amino acids. The transcript has 7 exons. Lineage: Eukaryota; Metazoa; Arthropoda; Insecta; Hymenoptera; Ichneumonidae. Gene Ontology annotation, molecular function: ATP binding; protein binding; ATP hydrolysis activity. The record is from RefSeq and is a predicted model, not a curated record.